Bombus pyrosoma is the source of this 433-nucleotide messenger RNA. RefSeq lists its product as uncharacterized. Lineage: Eukaryota; Metazoa; Arthropoda; Insecta; Hymenoptera; Apidae. The record is from RefSeq and is a predicted model, not a curated record. The coding region runs from base 1 to 351 and encodes 116 amino acids. The transcript is spliced from 2 exons.
AUGGCUUCGAACAUUUACAUAUGUAAGGCAGUAAGCUUCCUUGAGUUUGGCUGCCCUUUGAACCUUCAGGGUGGAAUAAAGUUUGGCUGUCGAAACGUAACUCGUAAACAUGGAAUCGUUCUUCUGUGUUUGGCUAUCCGGCUUUUUCCAGCGACUUCGAUCUCAUGGACUAUUAAAAUAUGGGAAAUAAUUGUCAAGCACGAAUUUUUACAAAACAGAUACGACGUGAACUACCAUUGCAUGACCUUUGCUAAACGUGAAAGCGCGUACAACUCAGAUGCCAGGCUAUUUUCCAGCUUUUGUAAAACAGAUCGAGAUGAAACAUACCCUGUGUUCUUCCCCGGACACUAAACUACGCAAUAGAGAAAACCAGACAAAAAUUCCAAAAAUUAGAUUUUUCCAUUCCAUAGCUUAUGAACUAUCUCUUGAUGAU